This is a messenger RNA of Clarias gariepinus (North African catfish), 5539 nucleotides long. Its product is annotated as carcinoembryonic antigen-related cell adhesion molecule 5-like. The record is from RefSeq and is a predicted model, not a curated record. Gene Ontology annotation, biological process: cell surface receptor signaling pathway. The coding region runs from base 1248 to 4358 and encodes 1036 amino acids. The transcript has 19 exons. NCBI's taxonomy places the organism in Eukaryota, Metazoa, Chordata, Actinopteri, Siluriformes, Clariidae. Gene Ontology annotation, molecular function: transmembrane signaling receptor activity.
GAGUAGCAUGAGAGAGGCGCAUUGCUAUGCGCACGGGAAUUCAAAAGGUCCAAAUAAAAUGAUGUCUUUCAGCUAAUGAGCCAUACAAUGAAGCUGUGGGAAAGAGUAGUGGAAGCUAGAUUAAGGGCAGAGGUAAGCACUUGUGAGCAGCAAUAUGGUUUCUGGCCUAGAAAGAGUACAUUAGAUGCAGUAUUUGUUUUGAGGAUGCUGGUGGAGAAGUACAGAGAAGGUAAUAAAGAGUUGCAUUGUGUCUUUGUGCUGUAGAUCUAGAGAAACCAUACGACAGGGUGCCGAGAGAGGAGCUGUGGUGAUGUAUGAAAAGGCCUGGAGUGGCAGAGAAGUAUGUUAGAGUGGUGCAGGACAUGUAUGAGAGCUGUAAGACAGUGGUGAGAUGUGCUGUAGAUGUGACAGAAGAGUUCAAGGUGGAGGUGGGUCUGCAUCGGCUCUGAGCCCCUUUUUGUUUGCUUUGGUGAUGGACAGGUUGACAGAUGAGGUAAGACAGGAGUCUUCAUGGACUAUGAUGUUUGCAGAUGACAUUGUGCUCUGUAGCGAGAGCAGGGAACAGGUGGAGGAAAAUUUGGAGAGGUUGAGGUACGGCUCUGGAAAGCAGAGGAAUGAAGGUUAGCCGCAGCAAGACGGAAUACAUGUGUGUGAAUGAGAGGAACCCAGGAGGAACAGUGAGGAUACAGGGAGCAAAGGUAAAGAAGGUGCAGGACUUUAAGUACUUAGGGUCAACGGUCCAGAGCAAUGGAGAGUGUGGAAUGAAGGUAAAGAGGCGGGUACAGGCAGGUGGGACAAGGUGGAGAAAAGUCUCAGGUGUGUUGUGAGAUAAAAGAGUAUCAGCGAGAAUUAAAGAAAAGGUGUACAGGACAGUGGUGAGACCAGCGAUGCUCUACGGCUUAAAGACAGUGGGCACUGAAGAAAAGACAGGAGGCAGAGCUGGAGGUAGCAGAGCUGAAGAUGUUAAGGUUCUCCUUGGGAGUAACAAAAAUGGAUAGGGUCAAGAAUGAGUUCAUCAGAGGGACAACCCACGUUAGAUGUUUUGGAGAAAAAGUCAGAGAGGCCAGAUUGAGGUGGUUUAGACAUGUUCAGAGGAGAGAUUGUGAAUAUAUUGGUAGAAGGAUGCUGAGGUUGGAACUGCCAGGCAGGAGGUCUAGAGGAAGACCACAGAGGAGAUUUAUGGAUGCAGUGAGAGAGGACAUGAAGUUAGUUGGUGUGAGAGAAGAGGAUGCAGAGGAUAGGGUUAGAUGGAGGUAGAUGAUUCGCUGUGGCGACCCCUGAAAGGGAACAGCCGAAAGACAAAGAAGAGGAACUUAGAACCAGAAAAUAAACCUGAGCUCACAUCAAACCCUAAAGGAGCUGCGCUGACUGGAGACUCAGUGACUCUGUACUGUACACUGAAGCCGCAGUCUGAUGGUUGGACGUUUAACUGGCUCAAACAGACAAAGAAAUCUGAGAAAGAAGCAGACUACCGUUCCUUCACCACCAAACAUGACCAUUCCUACACCAUCAGAUCAGUUAGAGUCUCUGAUGGAGGUCAGUACAGGUGCAGAGCUGAAAGAGGAAACCCAGUCAACUUCACAGACUACAGUAAUGCACUCUGGGUAAAUGUUAUUGAGAGUCCUAAACCUGUGGUGAUUAUAAACCCUGAUACACGGGUAAUCAGAGGAGAGAGCGUGACUUUCAGAUGUAACAUGCAGACAGGAGGAGACACCGAGUGGACGUACAGCUGGUAUAAGAAUAACACACAGCUACAGAACACAGCACAGGAGUUUACAGACACAAUUGAUUCCAGUGGUGAAUACACCUGCAAAGGGAGGCAAGGUGACUCUAAGAGCUCACAGAUGAGUGAUCCUGUUAUGCUCUUUGUAUCAGAAAAACCCAAACCGACUAUGAAAGUGAAUCCUAAGAGCAUCUACACUGGAGACACAGUUACUCUGAGCUGUGAUCUACAGUCUAUUGGAUGGACUUUUUCCUGGUAUGAUCAUUGGGAAGCAAAAUAUCUGACCCCUGGAGAUUCACACAGUAACACACUCGAUGUGAUAAUCUCUAAUGAAGGACAAACAAAAUACUACUGUAAAGCACACAAGGGAGACUACGAGUCAAAGUUCAGUGAUCCAGUUACAGUUACAGUGAGAGCCAGACCGCAGCCUGUAGUGAAAGUCCAUCCAGCUGAGAGUGUGUUCAUUGGGGAAAGCGUCACUCUCACAUGUGAGAUACAGACUGGAGGAUCCUGGCAGUACCACUGGUAUAGAGAUAAUACAGAACUCAGUGAUGCUGCAGGAAAGGAAACAUACAGAAUAGCUGACGUUAAAGAGUCUAAUAAAGGUGAUUAUACAUGUAAAGGAACACAAUCAUCAGACCCAAAAUACACAGAGACCAGUGCUGCUGUUACACUGACAGUAUCAGAAAAACCCAAACCUGAACUCACAUCAAACCUUAAAGGAGCUGUACUGACGGGAAACUCAGUGACUCUGACCUGUAUACUGAAGCUACCGUCUGCUGGAUGGAAGUUUUACUGGAUUAAAGACACACAGAGCACUGAGACUAAAACUCACGACCACUAUGACUACUACUCCUCCUUUCACUACACCAUCACACCAGUUAAUGUCUCUAAUGGAGGUCAGUACAGGUGCAUAGCUGGAAGAGGAAACCCAGUCUACUACACACACUACAGUGAUGCACUCUGGGUAAAUGUUAUUGUGAGUCCUAAAGCUGUGGUGAGCAUAAACCCUGAUAAACAUGUGUUCAGAGGAGAGAGAGUGACUAUUAGAUGUGAAAUACAGGAAAGAGGAGACACUAAGUGGACAUACAACUGGUAUAAGAAUAAUAACACACUCGACCCAAACCGCACAACACAGGAGUUCAACCUCAGCCCAGUUACAAUUGAUAACGGGGGUAAAUACACCUGCAGAGGGAGGAGAAGCAGUGACUCUCAGAGCUCAGAGAUCAGUGAUGCUCUUACACUCACUGUAUCAGACCCAGCAGAGACAGUAGUGAGUGUGUCUCCACUGAGCUGGCUGACUGAAGGAGACUCAGUGACUCUAAGCUGUGAGGUUAAACACUCCUCUACAGGCUGGACAUUCAGCUGGUACACAGAUGUUCCCUACAGAGACAGUCAGGGUUCCCUCAGGUACAGGACAGCGCUCCUCUCAGACAGCAGCAGAGGAUCUGGAGGCUCCUACACUCUCAGUCCUGUUACUCUGAAUCACACAGGAGUUUAUAUGUGCAGAGCAGAGAGAGGAGAACCAGUCUUUCACACACACUACAGUGAACCACGGCCACUGUGUGUCACUGGUGAAUCUCCUCCAGUGUCUCUGAUCAUCAGUCCCAGCAGAACUCAACACUUUACUGCUGACUCUCUCUCACUGAGCUGUGAGGACCAGAGAGUCUCUACUGGAUGGACAGUGAGAGGACACACACACAGCGAGACACUGUUCAAUUGUUCAUCAGUUUUAGGAUCUACAUGCAACAUCCAAAGCCUCUCUAUAUCACACACUGGAGUUUACUGGUGUCAGUCUGAAUCUAAAGGAUGCAGUAAUCUUCUCAACAUCAUAGUGCACGGUGGUGAUGUGAUCCUGGAGAGUCCUGUCCAUCCUGUAACUGAGGGAAAUCCUCUGACUUUACGCUGUUUAUAUCGCAACACAAAGAUCUCAGACUCUGGUGUCAAUUUCUAUAAAAAUGAUUCAGUUCUCCAGGAGCAGACUAAAGAAGAGAUGACCAUCAGUAGUGUCUCAAAGUCACAUGAAGGUUUCUACCACUGUACACACCCAGAGAGAGGAGAGUCACCGAAAAGCUGGGUUUCAGUCAAAUUUUCAGCUUCUGGGUCCUCUGGUGUAGUUGUAGGACUGAGUUUGGCCUUUGUGUUUAUCAUCUUAAUCAUCUUAUUGAUCAUUUUGCUACGCCACAAGGAAACAAAAGGUAUAGGAUAUCAUAUUCCUUCCACAGUAAAUCAGAGCAACAAUCAUCCUGCAGAUGGUCACCCUAUCUAUGAAAAUUCUGCUUUGAGAUCUAGAGUUGAUUAUGCAGCUGGUUCCAGCAAUACAAUGUACUCACAGGUUGUAACUUGGAAAAAGUAUCAUAAAGAUGACUCUGCAUUGGGACAAAAUCAUACAGUUUACUCCAUGAUUGAAAUGAAAAACAUGAAUUCUAAAGAUUCUGCCACCGACCUGAGUGAUGUGACUUAUGUCGAACUUGACCUGACAAACCAAAAGAGGCCAAAAAGAAAACAAGAAAAGCGCAGUGAGGAAGCAGACACUGUUUACUCAGAACUGAACCAGAACACAGAUCAAGGAUAUUUCAGUGAAACUGCGGGUGCAGCUUAUGGCCAGGUUAACAAAAAGGGCAAAAGGGGAUAAUGCAGGUUCAUAAAGAAAGUCCAAAGUGUCCUAAAUGUACAUUAUAAAUGUUGUUUUAGAAUUUACUAUUAUUCACUUUAAGGUGUGUUUAUGUACUUACUAUAGUUUACUCAUGCUGUUUAUCUUUUAGUAAAAUGUAAAAAAAAAAAAUUGAUAAGCUUUUUUUUAUCUCACUGCUUUAAACAGUGAGUGAGUGAUGGCGUAUUGUCUGUCAGACAACCUUGCCAGAAGCUGUACUCUCUUGUUAUGGAAAAGAUGUUUCUGUUUGAGCUGAUGUUUCCUUUAUAGCACCCACUGUAUAUGCUUUGGUGUUAUAAUCUUCAAUUACUAUACAGGUGCAAUAAAAUGAAGUCAUCUGACUACCCGAAUGUACUGAAUGACCAGGUCAUCACAUCAAUUCUUUUUUUUUUCUUUACUGAUGGCAUGAACAUAUUCCAGGAUGACGAUGCCAGAAUUCUGGCUCCUGUAUGGUUUCUAAUUAGAAUGUGUAUUGAUACUAAGUUUAUACUUCUUCCAACUCCUUUUUGAACUUUUUUGUUUGUUAUAUUGUUUUAUGUUCCAAAUAAAAUAUUCAAAUAUUUAAAGUAAAAAUCAAAUUAAUCAAUAUUCAAUUUAAUCUUGCAAUCAAUUAGUCACCCUAGUUUAAUGUUAAAAAAAAGUCACUCAGCUGUUCAGUAUCGUAUACCUCACUGAACAUGAACAACACCAGAGAAAGCUAAUGAGGGAGUCAUUUGAGAAGAUCAGAAUGAAAAUAUUGACUAGCAUAUUAAAGGCUAAGGUAGUAAUAUACCAUUGACAACAGUUGGAAUUAUUAUUAAACGUUUAGGGUCCAGGGUUCAGUUGUUAUUAUUAUCAUUAGUAUUAUUAUCAUUAUUAUUAUUAGGACCUUUGUUUUUUGCUUUCCUGCUUUAGUAGUUUUUAUCACUAGUGUCACUUUGUUUAAUUGCACAGUUAAAUGUUUGUAUAUAUGUAUUUUUUUAUCUAUUUAUUUUUCAUGUUAUGACUUGAUUCUAAGCGUUGGCAAUGUGAGUGUAUGCAGGAAUCAAACACAUAUUAUUGUGUGUGUUCUGUAGGAUUCCAUCUAAAGUGUGUGUUAUCCCAUGUUCUGAUAAAUAUACUGUAAAUAGUGAUAUACUGUUUUGUGUGUGAUUAAACUCGAUGCAGAUAUUGUAAUUUUAUCU